Fonsecaea nubica is the source of this 1896-nucleotide messenger RNA. RefSeq lists its product as hypothetical. Bases 1 to 1896 code for a protein of 631 amino acids. The transcript has 3 exons. The record is from RefSeq and is a predicted model, not a curated record. Gene Ontology annotation, molecular function: zinc ion binding; DNA binding. NCBI's taxonomy places the organism in Eukaryota, Fungi, Ascomycota, Eurotiomycetes, Chaetothyriales, Herpotrichiellaceae. Gene Ontology annotation, biological process: DNA-templated transcription.
AUGUCUGUUCUUGCGCGGUUGAAACGACUCGAGGACAUCGUCAUUGGGAGAACACCCAUCAAGGAGACAACAGGCCCGGGCUCUGAAAUAUCAUCGUCUGUGGCCCUUUCGAGAACGAUCCCCUCUCCGAGCCUUGCCUGCCUUUCACCGGCUUCGGAAUACGAACAAGCAGUUCAAAACUUAGAAGGGACUGGUGCUGGGCCCGUACCAUGGGUAUUACCACGAGGCCAUGACAUCCGCAUGGUGUCCAUACGCCAAAUAUCCCUCGAAGCCGCUAAAACGUUCGAUUUCCAGUCAACCUCGAACUGUCUUUAUCUUCCCCCAAGGGCCGAAGCAUCGCUUUUGCUGGAACACUAUUUCCAACAUAUCGACGAUCUCCAACAUGUCAUCCACGUGCCGACUGUCCGCAACAUGAUGCAAAAUCUCUAUGCCAACCUAGAGCAAGGUCUCCCUAUCCUUCCCUCUGAACUUGCACUCUUGCUGAGCAUCUUGGCAAGUUCUUCCAACCUUGCCAUGUACUUCUUGGGAGACCUCGAGCCGUCGUUUUCGGCCUCUGACGCGGCCCAAGCGUCCUCGCUCUGGAUCAACACCACGCUGGAAGUAAUAGAGUCGUCUCAUCGCACGAGCCCAAGCCAGUUGGAGGAUGUCCAGGCGGCCAUCAUCCUCGGUUUCCUUCUAUUCCAUAGCGAAGGAUUUUCAACUAGAGCCCGUCAUUUGUUCGCCGGUGCCGUCAUAAUGGCACGCGAUCUCUCGAUGCACAAGACCGAUGCACCGGGCAGCGCUGGGAGCCAACGGACCGUAUUGGAGACCGAGAUAAGACGAAGGGUCUGGUGGCAUGUCGUGGCAACCGAUUGGUUUCUCAGUCUCAGUGGAGGUCCUCAAGAAGGGACAUACUUCGUUCAGCCGCGACAUAUUUGCGUGAAUAAGCCGAUGAACGUCAACGACGAGGAUCUGCGAGAUGGCACUGUUCCCAUUGACAAACCCUUGUCGGAGCCGACCAUCAUGUCAUACUAUAUCCAGAGGAUCAAACUCGCCGACAUCUGCCGCAGCGUCGUCGACUUGAUGCCGCUGUCCAGCCUAGCGCUGGGGACAGUCGACUAUCAGGAUGUCGUCAGACUUGACGGUAAAUUCGAGUCGUUCUUUCAGGAGUUACCCUCAUUCUUCAAAAUCGACGAAUACCAUAUUCGAGAAAGUGAACCGGUCAUGCGUCGAUACCCCCGGAUGCAAGUACAGCGUCUCACAUUGGGCAUGAUCGGACAUACCAGACGGUGUAAGCUUCAUCAGCCCUUUCUCAUCCGCCGCGCCGUGCAGCGCCAUUAUGACUACUCUCGGCACAUAUCGCUGAAGUCGGCCCGUGCGGUCAUUCGGAUGAAGACACUCAUUCGUCCGGAUGAACCGGGCAGUUUUAUGGCCGUCGUCGCGAAGAAUACCGGUGUCGUCUACCACAUCUUCAUGGCGACCAUUGUUCUGGUAAUGGACCUGUGUUUCAACGAGGCCGCCGAAGGGGAAGACGACGCCGCCCGCAAGGCCGAGGUCGCGGAAGCAUGCCGGAUGCUGGAAGAGGCCAAAUCUCAGUCGGCGAUGGCGCACGAGUUUCUCGAAUCCCUCCUGGACGUGCUCAGAAAGCACAAGGUUCACUUGCAGGCGUCGGACCUCCCUGCGCCUCGUGCUGCCAGUGAGCCGUCGGCCCAGCAGCCUGUUCAGCCUCCAAUACCUCUGGAUCCUGGUGGACAACAAGCCCCGCCAUCCUAUAAUAGCACCUGGGGCUCUGAAGACAUCAGUCAGCACUACCUGUCCGACUUCGACGAGAUCUGGAAGGAGUACGUCGAGUUGGGUCCCAAGAUGGGGAUGCCAAGCUGGGACAGCCUCUUUUCCGACCUUGAUUCGAGAAUGUGA